GCAGAAUCGUAACAAAAAGCCAAUCGAAUGUUUCGGUUCUUUCAUUCAAUUCACUGCAACACAGCGGCAGCAGAACUUUGAGAAAUGGAGAUGAGUAUGUCAGCCAUGUUGUAUUCCGGCCUCGUUCUGGUUCUGGUAUCGUCUGCAUUUAGUGUCCCCAUAGAUGUGGCUCGAGACACCGAGAGUGAUCAACAUCUUGAAGACAAACGACCAAAAUAUAUGGAUACAAGAGACCUUGACACAUUCCAGAAACUUGUUUACCUGGCACUGAAAGGGUUGGUCGAGGAAGGAAAAUUGAACCCCGAUAUGAUGGCGACGUCUAGUGAGAGUUAUUUUGACAACCAGGCCGAGGAAGAAAGUAAAAAUAAAAUCUCACCCGAAAAGCGUGGUCAUCUCCGGAUCUGUGUCCGCCGUUCAGGGUCUAGAUUCUUCCCCUAUCCCUGUUUCAGAGGUUAAGCAGUAAGAGAAAUCCCACCAAUCAGAACAUAUCACAUCUCCUGAGGCCAGAAUGACCUUGACCUAUUAGGUCAGAAUGACCUUGACCUAUUAUGUUUCUUUAUUUAUUGGAUACGUGCUUACUUUUCCAACAUAAGACUAUAACAUAGUGCUAACACGUAUAUUUUUCUUUUUAAACAUAAAAGAAAAGUUUUUUGUUUAUAUUCAUGUUGUAUUAAUUGUAAUAUGUUAAAAUACAAUGACAUCUUAUAUCUGUUUGGUGAAAUAAUCUGCCUGUUUAUUGUCUUAGACUUUAUAGUAUCAGAUGGAGAGACUUGUCAGAAUUACAUCGCUAUACUUCAUCAU
Messenger RNA from Saccostrea cuccullata (small rock oyster), 801 nucleotides. RefSeq lists its product as uncharacterized. Bases 85 to 456 code for a protein of 123 amino acids. NCBI's taxonomy places the organism in Eukaryota, Metazoa, Mollusca, Bivalvia, Ostreida, Ostreidae. The transcript is spliced from 5 exons. The record is from RefSeq and is a predicted model, not a curated record.